AGCAACAUGGCGGCGCGGUGGAGGGGGAAAGACGGGGAUUUAAAUGCCGGCAACAGCGACUUUCUGUGCAGCAACACUCCCGAUGAGUUCCCCCUCUGCAGAGGUGAUGUGGAAAUGGACCCACAGUCAUGUAUGGAUCACUCCAUCUUGGCCAUUUUUGAAGACUCUGCUGUCACAUCAGAGGAUAAGAGCAGAGUGGAGGAAGAGAAUGAGAGCCUGCUGUCGGCUCUGACUGAGAUGCUAGACAGUGUGGAGGAUGAUGACGGGACUCUGUCUCCCUUCGACACCUUGCCAGACACCAAGCUCCUCACCCACCAGGAGUGCAGAGACAAGUCAGCGGAAGUACACCUCGCUGACAGACUCAGACCAAGAUCCAAACCUCCAAAUUUGACAUUCACAAUGAAUACUGAUGGAGAAAAGGAAGAAGAGAGCAGAGUGGAGAAAAACAGUCCAUCACAGGUGCUCAAACAACAAAGCCAGACUUUGUUUCAGCCCAACAAUAGGAAAGUGGAGAAUGAAGUGGAGGUCUUCACCUCAACAUCUCUGGUCAACCUGGUGAAGCUCAUGCACCCCUACUGCCUAAAGCUGCAUGUGGAGGAGGGCGGGGGGAAGAGCUGGGAGAGAACAGCCCAGCCGUCAGCUUCCUCCUGGGACAAAGUAAAGAAAAAACACACAUUAUUCUCUCAGGGUGAAGUAUUGAAGUAUGAGAGGCCCACAGAAGACAGCGACGAAGAGAUUAACGUUGUAUCUGACGAUGAGGCACCUUCCAAAGAGACAAAGGAAAAUAGAGAUGAUGGCGCACUUCUGAAAAGCAUAUUGCUGAAUGGGAAUUCAUCCAGAACUCUGUCAUGCAGAGAGAAGAAGAGAGUGAGCUUCGGUCCCGUUGAAUUGGCUUCAUUUGAUGAAUCCAUGGGUAAGGAGUUGAAUGAGAAAGAUGAAGCAAAUGGAAGACCAGAUUCAGAAGCACUUGAGAAUCCAGCCGUCUCUGCACCCGAAGCCCAAACAGACCUGUCGUCAGAGAUCAACCGUAACAGUGAAGCUGAAGUUCUGCCAUCAAAAGUUGAGAUAAAGGCCAAAUCACUGAGCCUCCAACAGUACAGACAGCUGCGCCAAAAAAGACAGCCUGUGGUGGAGAAACGGGGGAACUACACCACCAAGUGGCCCUCUGUUUCUGAGCCCCCUAAAGAGCUGACCCCCAUCCUCUGUUUACACGGGCAAAGACAAAACGGCUGCAGACUAAAGACAGCACACCAUCACCCGGACUGUACCAGAGUCAGUACUGAUCCUCUCCAUAAACCUUCAUCCCAUCAUAAAGCUCCACCGUCCAGGCCUAACCCAGUAGAGGACAGGCCAUCCAGUCAUAUACAUCGUAGUGGAUCAAUCUGUCCAAAGACAGAAUCCAAAAUCAUCUCACCUGCUAGUCCACUGCCAGAUGUUGAGGCUAACGCAAAUGUAAACAUGCCCGAAAGCAAGAAAAGUCCAGUAAAGAAGCCAACGCUGCUCAGUAGUGAUCCCCCAAAUCCCGUCCUCCUCCCCGUGCCCGUUACCCAAACAGCAUCACCAACCACCGCUCACUCCUCAUCAGAAACCAAAGUGGAGCUCCUCAACAGAGACUCCAGCCUUGAGCCCACCCCACACCUGCAAGAAAUCCCAAUUGAAUCCACAACCCUGCCUUCUCAAACACAACCAUCCUCCUCAGAACCAAAGCCCAAAGUGUUGUCACCAAAGCAGGAUCGUAAUCUGGACAGCACCAGCCUGCUCCAGGAAAUUAAGAACAAGCUGAGUGAGAUAGUUUCAGAUAUCUCCGGUAGAUCCCCUGCACUGCGCAUCAACACAACACAAACAGAGUCUAAUUCUGAGCGCAAAGAGCUACAGCCUCAAAAAUAUAUCCUGAACCCAACACAAGACAUCAAGCUGGAACCAAAGAUUCUUCAGUCACCGUGUCAGGAUCCUGUGGGGCAGAUAACGUGCCCUUUUACCUCAACAUACUCCAGUCAGCCAACUACUUCCCUAAAUACUCCCAUACCAGUAAAGGAGACGUCACCUGAGGUUCCCUCUAGUAUUUCUCCUCCAGAGGCGUUACCAACCGAGCAGAGUGCAGUAGGGGAAUCAGGAAUUGAAGCCCCUGAUCUGACAAGCCUGCUGGAACAGUUUGAGGAAACAGAAGAUAAAGAGGAGGGAGAGUGCGAGAGCGAGCUGGAGCCCAAACUUAGCACUGCUUCACCUGCAAAUCUGCAAACACAAGAUCUGCAGAGAACUCAGCCAAGAAAAACAGAAAAGACCUUCAAACAACUACCACCUCCCCCUAUAGAACCACUUAAACCUUUAAGCACUUCAGACUCACCUGGGACUCUGAAAACUAUUAGGAAUCUGCCAGGUUUCCAAAUGUUAGAGCUUGCAGAUAUCCCAGAACCCCUCGGCACUGAAAUCAUUCUCAGCACUCAGCAAGCGCAGCCAUCAAGACGUAAAAACCCUCCACCCAAGGCUAUUCAGAUAAUCGACCCCCGUCCUCUACCAUCCAAGAAGACAAACACGAGUGCUGCAGAGUUCCCUGCUGCUAAUACCGCUGCUCACUUGUAUUCAUCUGUAUCCUCAGAUCAUGAUUACUGCGUGCCUGCGGACCAUUCACCUACAAGUGCUACUCAGCACAGCAGAGCUAAGCCCUCUUUACUCAAGGAUACUUCUAAUACCACUAAUGAAGUGCAGGUGACUACCCACGAGUCAAGUACAUCUGCUGAAUACAGAAAACAGUCCUCCAUCAGGGACGAUAACACCACAGUCAGAGUUGUUAAUAACCCUGCAACAUCUGGGAUGCAGCCGCUAGCAGAGUACCACCACACCAGAUCAGAGUCAAACCCGUCCACAGACAAAGCCCUUUCGUUUUCAGACAGUGCUGGGUCAGAGGAGGACUGCGGUGGUACAGGUGAGGACAAGACGGCUCCGUGCCCUCUGCCGACACCUCCACCCAGCCCUCCCAGCAGAGGACGAGAGAAAAGGAGAUAUCGGAGAAGAUCCCCUCGCUCCUCCUCCUCUUCUUCUUCCUCCAGCUCUGCGUCCCGCUCUCCAAAAAGGCCAAGGCUCCAUCACAAGCGCUCAGAGAGCAGUUCGUGGUCGUCGUCUUCGUCUCGCUCCGUCUCCCGCUCCCCACCUCGGAGGUACAGGUUGUCUCGCUCCAGGUCGUCUCGCUCCAGGUCAAGAUGCAGCAGGUCCAGAUCUCGAUCUUGGUCUCAAUCCAGGUCCCCAUCACGAUCACCAUCCCCGCAGUCCUGCCGUGCGCGGUGGAGAGACGUUUACAGCAGCAGAGAGUCCAGGCAGCUCAGGAGGGAGCACGAGAUGAGGAUCCAGAAACUUAAAGCCAUUGAUGAGCGUCGGGUGGUGUAUGUGGGCCGCAUCCGCAGGUCAAUGACACAUGAUGAACUGAGAGAACGCUUCUCUCAGUUCGGAGAUGUAGAAUGUGUGUCGCUUCACUUCAGAGACAGAGGCGACCACUAUGGCUUUGUCACUUUCUACAACAUGGAAGACGCUUUUGCAGCCAUCGAUAACGGCGGAAAACUGCGAAAGCCCGAUGAGCUGCCCUUCGAUAUCUGCUUCGGUGGAAGAAGACAGUUUUGCAAAUCAAAUUACGCAGAUCUCGAUGCAAACCGAGAUGCAGAGGCUUCUCCUGUCAGGAGCAAUUUCAAGGACCUGGACUUUGACUCAUUACUAAAACAAGCCCAGAACGGGAUAAAGAGGUAGCAAAGCCUCAUGGAAGGACAAGAAGACCAGGCUGGAUGUGGCAGUGAUGGAAAUGUUUAUUUCAUGAACCUCAGAGCUUUAUGCUCACACUUAUGUAGCAAACUUUUGUAUGUCUUUUUGUUAUGUUUUGGCUCUUAUGUGUUUGCAGUUUUUGAUGUGUACAGUUAACAUCUACAAAUACAAAUAUGUAGCACUCCUAAUUUGAAUUUAUUGUAUUAGUGGAACUCACUAAAGUUUUUUUUUGCAUUCCAUAACACUGAUUUAUUGUUGUUUUUCAAGUUUU
This is a messenger RNA of Scomber japonicus (chub mackerel), 4018 nucleotides long. RefSeq names its product peroxisome proliferator-activated receptor gamma coactivator-related protein 1-like. The coding region runs from base 7 to 3735 and encodes 1242 amino acids. NCBI's taxonomy places the organism in Eukaryota, Metazoa, Chordata, Actinopteri, Scombriformes, Scombridae. Gene Ontology annotation, cellular component: nucleus. The transcript is spliced from 11 exons. Gene Ontology annotation, molecular function: transcription factor binding; RNA binding. Gene Ontology annotation, biological process: positive regulation of transcription by RNA polymerase II. The record is from RefSeq and is a predicted model, not a curated record.